UGCCGGCAGCCCGCUCCUCCACCGCGAUGGUCGACAUGGAGAGCCACUACCAUCCCCCUUCGCCCCUGGAGGACUCGGUGCUAGGCAGCCCCCUGUGCGGAGAUGACGAAUUCAUGGGCGGCAUGGAGGAGAUCCAGGACUUCUCUCAGUCCAUUAACAAUGACGCCCUCAGCUCCUUUGAUGUCCCCGAAUACCAGUCCUCCAGCAAUGGCUCUGAAGGUUCCACUGUUCUAGAUGCCCUGACGCCAGCAUCCAGCCCGUCGUCGGUUGUCUACGGGUUCGCAGCGGGCCAGGAGGAGUUCUCAUCUGCCUCCUCUUCGCUUAAUCUGGAGUGUCGAGUUUGUGCUGACCGCGCCUCGGGCUACCACUAUGGAGUCCACGCCUGCGAGGGCUGCAAGGGUUUUUUCCGACGGACCAUCCGUCUGAAGCUGGAGUAUGACAAGUGUGAGCGUCGCUGCAAGAUCCAAAAAAAGAACCGCAACAAGUGCCAAUACUGCCGCUUCCAGAAGUGCCUGUCAGUGGGCAUGUCCCACAACGCCAUCCGGUUUGGUCGGAUGCCCCAGUCAGAGAAGUUAAAGCUGAAGGCGGAGAUGGUAACAGGGGACAGGGAGGUGGAAGACCCACAGGUGGCCGACCAGAAGACGCUGGCCCGGCAGAUUUACGAGGCCUACCUCAAGAACUUCAACAUGAACAAGGCCAAGGCUCGAACCAUUCUCACCGGCAAGACCAGCACCCCUCCUUUCGUCAUCCAUGACAUGGAGACCCUCCAGCUGGCAGAGCAGACGCUGGUGGCAAAGAUGGUGGGCUCAGCGGGACCGCCGAAGGACAGGGAGGCAGAAGUUCGGAUUUUCCACUGCUGCCAGUGCACGUCGGUGGAAACCGUCACCGAGCUCACGGAGUUUGCAAAGUCCGUCCCCGGGUUCUCGAGCCUGGACCUCAAUGAUCAGGUGACUCUUUUGAAAUAUGGCGUGUACGAGGCCCUCUUCGCCAUGCUCGCCUCCAGUAUGAACAAGGAUGGGCUUCUCGUAGCUUACGGUUCAGGCUUCAUCACCCGGGAAUUCCUCAAGAGCCUGCGGAGGCCCUUCAGUGAUAUGAUGGAGCCAAAAUUCCAGUUUGCAAUGAAGUUUAACGGCAUGGAGCUGGAUGAUAGCGACCUGGCUCUGUUUGUGGCCGUUAUCAUCUGCUGUGGAGACCGCCCAGGCCUGGUGAAUGUGACGCACAUCGAGCGAAUGCAGGAAAGCAUUGUGCAGGUGCUACAGCUCCACCUGCUGGCCAAUCACCCCGACGACGCUUUCCUUUUCCCCAAGAUGCUGCAGAAACUGGCUGACCUCCGGCAGCUGGUCACUGAGCACGCUCAGCUGGUGCAGGAGAUCAAAAAGACAGAGGACACCUCACUGCACCCACUCCUGCAGGAGAUCUACAGAGACAUGUACUGAGGGAUUGUGGAGGAAUAACCAGGAGAGGCACUCUACAAAGCAUCUCCUUUUUUUUCAGGGAAAGAAGAAGAAGAAGAAGAAGAGAAGAAGAAGAGCUCUCCAUAAGCUAGGUUGAACCACUUACACCCCCCCCCUAAUGCAGUAAGAGUAAGCUUUGGCUUCUGGUCAGCACACGUGGUCCUGUUAAGGCAAGAGGCGGAUGAUUCUCUUGGUUUGACACAGUGCUCUCCACUCCAUUGUGUGGAGCUUCAUUGGCAGAAAAAGUCACGUGUGCAAAGACGGGAUGUACAGCUGAUUGAGCCCCCCUUAUCUAGACACCAGUGUAUGCAAUCUCUGACCAAACAUUUGGAUAAAAACACUAUAUGCUAAUUCGAAGUAGUGGAGGUGAUCUCCAUGGUUCUCCCUAUCCUGACACUUAACAAGCCCUACAAUGAGGAAAGACAGUGAAACUUGGUAGUCACCACUCCAGCAGUGAAAGCUUGAAAGUAGAUUUUUAUACUGAUGUCAAAGAGCAAAGAGCCAUAUAUCUUCACAGCCAAAUGGCUUCGGUAGUCAGCGACAGACAAAAAGGCAGUACUGAGACAGUUUCCAUGCAGUCAACAACAGUUGGAGAUGGUUAUCCAUGCACCAGCCACCCAGCAUGUUUCUUCACCCGUUUUAUACCCAGAGACACGACUGUGACGCUUCUGAACAUAGCCAUUUAUUUGUACUUUAAGCCAUACUGUGUUUGUUAUGAUAUCUGGAUAUAAUCGAUGUCUUUCAUAUGUCUCUUCCUAACAAGACGUCGCCAACACUUCGUAUCGAUCAUCGUCACGUAUUACUCAACAAACUCCGUCCAUUAUUUUUUUUUUUUUUACUCUUCAGGAUGAGAUGGCAAAAAUAUUUUUAAAGAUUUAAUAUUCACAGUGUACAUGCAGAACAAUGUACGUCCGAGGCACGAGCACGCCUUGCAAUAUUUUAAUAUGACACUAUUUUAUACCUGUUAAAAAUGCCUUUUUCACAAAACACACGCGCAGACAUUUGGCACUCCAUCAUGUUUUGUGUGCUGUUAUUCGAGGGCCACCACCCAGAUAAAGCGCAUUACAACCUCAUUACAGGCAGAUGAUUUUUGGCGUUUUGGCAUAAAUUAUUUCAUGUUUUUUUUUUUUUUUCUCAGUCAUUGAAGCCCCGUCCCUUCAAAAUACAUCUCAUUAUUGUGUCUCUCCUCCUCCCUCCCUCUGUCAGUCUCUGUCUGCCUUCUAUUGUACUUCACUGGCCGUGUUUGGUCAUCAUAACACAUGCAGUUGAUUAAGAUUCAGGGGUCUUAUGUGCACAUUUUUUAUAUUACGACAAAGGAAAAGCACUAUAAAAACAAUGGUUUGGCCUCAGAUUAAACCAAUACUUUAACAAUAAGAAGAUUUUCAUCAUUAGACACUUGAUUUGGGGCGAAGAAAUCUGCACUUAUUUAACUGUAUGAGUGAAAUAAAGCGACUUAGACUUUGCAAACGGCUAAAAGAUGUUUGUUUUUUUGCAAUUAGACAAGUGUCUGGUGAUGGAUUGAGACCAAAUACGUUUCCACAAGUUGUUUUUUGUCCUCUACGACGAUAACGAUGCAUGUGAAGAGGCCACUCCUGUAAUUUUUGUUGUCAUACUUGCUUUUGUAGAAAAAAAAGAACAUGCUACACAGAAGACCUGCAGUAAGGGAAUGGUGAUAAGGAUAGUUUGGAUAAUAUAUACUGUAUGUAAAUCUGCGACGGAGUUUCCUUAUCCAACCAAAAUCUACUUAAAUCAUAAUGGAUUCUUUUUUCGAAAUUCAGUCACAAGAAAUGGUAAUAAUUACAUCACAUUGUAUAAACAGAGUGUACUGUACAUAGCUGAAAUGAUCACAUUGACUGCUCGCCCCGACUUUUAGCUCAUGAGGUAUACAAGGUACUAAUGAUGAUCAACUUUUGUAUUCCUCGUUUUGGUAAAUGUAAUAAAGUACUGUAUGUUUUUGUUUUUUUUGCUUAAAUGCCACAUACUUGUGUUUUUAAUUGAAUUGGAUCAUAUUUUUAUACUAAAGUAUAUAUGUAUGACUAAAUCAGAUAAUUGUGUAUUUGAAAUGGCACGAUUUGAAGAGUGCAGUGUAAAUAGACUUAAGGGUUGACAUGGCAACCGGUCAUCUGAACAUGCAUAGAUCUGAAUCCCGUUGGGGACAUUCCUUUUGUUAAUUGCUAUUUUUAGAUGGAGAACCAUCGACGCCGCAGUAUGCGUUCAGUUCAUUUCAACUGUAUUUCAUUCAUUUGUUAAAUUAAGCUCUUAGGAUUUGAACUGAAAGCAUACGUGGGCUGUGCAGGGCUGUGCUAGCUCACAACUUUGAGUAGCUGAUUAAAACUUGACCUCUGUGACCUUUCUUUUUUAUCAUUUGAAAAAUCAAGCUACAGCGCAGCACUGAUCGUACAGUAUUGGUCUCGUCUUUUUAUACUGUGUUCUCAGGUUGCAUACUCUCACGUGUAAUAUAUGCACAGAAUUUCAUCAUUAUUAUUAUUAUUAUUAUCAGAAAUCAUCCAUAGUUGCCAACUUUUUUUUUUUUUUGACACAUCACAUCUCUCUGGAUUUAAAUGCGAGAAACUGAAUGCAGUCUUAUUUGCAUCACAUCAAAUAAUGAUACAGUAAAGAAGAUGCACUAAUGGAAAUGCAGUAUGUACUGUUUUAUAAUCCUGUUUUUGUCACGCUUUUUGUCUGAUUUUCCUCUCCUCACUCGCUGCUAUGUUGUACUAACUCACCAAACAUUUCUAAUGCCAUGAGUAGAUUACUGACCCUCAAACUGCCUCUACUUACUUAUUAUAUCUUCUCACAGAAUGUCAGUCCCACAUGCAGAAUUCAUUCAAUGCAGCUCGGUUUUUCCCCCUCGCAAGACUCCUGGGACUUGUAGUUCCCAGGUAGGCUUCGGGAUUAACCACAAACGAUCUGUGCCUUAGCGUGUUCCCAUGCCAUAAAACACUAGAGAUUCAGAAAAAAAGACUUGACUUGUGCACGCACACACUUUCAGACUUGUAAACUGUUUGUGUCGUCAGAUAGAAUUCGAUGUUUGUGACACAACGGGGCCACGCAGACUGGAAAUUAUGUCAGAGCAGAUUAAGGAAACUAUCCUAAACGGAGACAGAGGCUCAAAAGUGCUAUUGAAGCUUCAUUUUACAGUACAAAAAAAGGACACACUUUAAACAAAGAAAACGAAACACAAUAUGGUUGAAACACAUAGAGCUCUAGAGGAGAAGUAGUGCACAUUUGGGAUGUCUGCUUACCCUGAAGAAUGUCUGUUUUGUGUUGAAUUGACAAGGGACUGUUUAACUUGUAUCAGGGAAACUUAGUCUUUCUUUGUUAACUAGCUCAGGACAUAGACAGAUACUGUUCUUCCUUUAUCUCGGUCUCUCUUGUCCUCUCUAGAAGGAGAUUAUAGUGCUCUGCCUUACAGCACAUAAACCCCAACUACAAUAUUGAUUAAUAUUGAUAUGACCUUCAUUUUCCAAAACUGACAGAACAAUGUUACCAGGGGGGCAGCAGUCAUAGGAAUUAGAUAUUUGAUUUUUUUCUUUUCUUCCUGGAUUUCAUGGAGUUUGUUUUUGUGGCUAUAGUGUCAUGCAAAGCGACAACAGAGACUGUCUUUGGAUGUGUUGUUAAUUUGUACUGUGGCGUGGUAAAGAUGCUGUAAAUGUUUGAUGAAUGUAUAUCUAGUCAUUUAAACAAUGGAACAAGUUGACAUUGAAUGGAUUUCAAAAUAAAGUCUUU
Molecule: messenger RNA, 5183 nt
Organism: Cottoperca gobio
Lineage: Eukaryota; Metazoa; Chordata; Actinopteri; Perciformes; Bovichtidae
Gene: pparab
Product: peroxisome proliferator-activated receptor alpha b
Exons: 6
Coding region: 27-1436 (469 amino acids)
Biological process (GO): cell differentiation; positive regulation of fatty acid metabolic process; negative regulation of cholesterol storage
Cellular component (GO): nucleus
Molecular function (GO): RNA polymerase II cis-regulatory region sequence-specific DNA binding; DNA-binding transcription repressor activity, RNA polymerase II-specific; zinc ion binding
Source: RefSeq, a predicted model, not a curated record